AUGUGGAGUGGUUGUCAGAUAAAUAAUUAUAGAUUAGAAGAUCAAAUUGGCUCAGGUACUUUUGGGCUUAUAAUAUCAGCAAUUAAUUCGAUAAAUGAUAAGAAAUAUGCAAUUAAAAUCAUUGGUAAGCAAGACAAUUUGAAUUUAAAAACUCUUUUAUUUGAGUAUUUUACAAUCUUUCAAAAUAAGUUGACUUUAGAAAGUUUAGAUUUAGGUGAGAUUAAAAAUUUGAAAAAUGAAGAGUUUGUUAAACAACCUUAUUUGAAAGAAAUAUCAAAUCAAUUAAAGGUUCAUUCUCAUUCAAACAUCGUUACAAUACAUACUGUUUUCGAUUCCCCACAUGCCUUAUUUAUUGUCAUGGAUUAUUAUCCAAAUGAUCUUUACAAUGCCAUUGUCAUGGAUAAUAAAUUAAGUAGCAAUGGCUUAUUGAUUAAGAAGGUCUUUAUACAAUUAUGUUCGGCAAUUUUCCAUUGCCAUGAAGAAGGCAUCUUCCAUUGUGAUAUUAAACCAGAAAAUAUUUUAUUAGAUUCAAAAUUUAAUAUAUUUUUAUGUGAUUUUGGUUUAUCAACAAAUGAAAGCUUUUUAUCAAUAAAUGCAUUUAUUGGUAGUUCAUAUUAUAUGGCUCCAGAAAGAAUUGGAUUUUUCAAAGGCACAAAUGUGGAUUUAAUUCCAACUUCUAAGGGAGAUAUUUGGUCAUUAGGUAUAUUGUUGAUCAAUUUAACAUGUAAUAGAAAUCCUUGGCUAUCAGCAAAUAGACUUGAAGAUAAAAAUUUCAAAUAUUAUUUGGAAAAAUCCACAUUAUUAAAAGAAAUUUUACCCAUUUCCAAUAUUUUUAAUUAUUUAUUAUUAAAAAUAUUGAACGUUAAUCCUUAUUAUAGAAUUGAUAUCCCUGAAAUCAUGGAUGAAAUGUUAACGAUCAAGUCGUUUACCACAGAAGGUCCAUUAUCAAAAGUUGAUAGAUUAGAUAUGGAUACUUAUAUUUCAAUAUUAUAUUGUCGUGAUUUAAACAUUGAUAUGGAUCAAGAUAAAAAUGUUUCAGAUUUAAAUCAUCAUAAUAAUAAUCUCUUCCAUGAUCAAAUGAGACUUGAAGAUGAGGAACAUAUGUUUAAUUAUUUUAGUCAUGACGAAAGCAUAUCUACACCAGGCGAUAGUAUCAUGAGCAUUGAUCAUCGUAAUGCUAACCAACUUAAUAAUUGGGAUAUUGAUUAUUUAAAUUUAGAAGAGUUUGAUGUUGAUAUUAACACUGCAACUAAACAAAAUCAAAAUGAUAAUGAUAAUCAAACUAACACAAAUAUGGAUAGCAAUUAUAACCCUAAAUUAAAUAUAGCAAGAAAGUUUGAUAUAGAGAACAAAUUGACUACCAAUUCUCAGAUCGAAUUUUUCAGUGAAGUUUAUCCAUCUGCUACCACUACUUUAGCAGAUAAUAAAUUUGAUAUUGAUGAUUAUUUAGUUACAAUAUAA
Molecule: messenger RNA, 1461 nt
Organism: Henningerozyma blattae CBS 6284
Lineage: Eukaryota; Fungi; Ascomycota; Saccharomycetes; Saccharomycetales; Saccharomycetaceae
Exons: 1
Coding region: 1-1461 (486 amino acids)
Biological process (GO): protein phosphorylation; intracellular signal transduction
Molecular function (GO): protein serine/threonine kinase activity; ATP binding
Source: RefSeq, a predicted model, not a curated record